CAUCUGCACUGGGUCUCGCUGCGCGCAUGGGAAGAAACUCACAGGACGGUGCACUGACUGCGUCGAGUCGACGAAUGCGUCGUGGUGCUCACUGACCUGAGCAGAACUGAUGGCGACGAUCCAGUCAAGACCGUUCUCUAAAGACUAUAGUGGCCUCAUUAACCAGUCGGUUAUUGGCGGUUGCAUCGUCUUGCUUUGUGCAACAGCCCACGAAUGUCUGAAGAGGAAGCGCCGCAAGACGCGCCGUAGACAUGAUCCUAACAGCGUCGAAUGUUGGGAAUUUCGAUAUCUCUAUCAAGGAAGAUCAUGGGCAAAGAGAUCAACAGCGCCUCAUCCGAAGGGCUGGCCUUUAUCUUGGGUCAAAAAAGUGCUGAAAUUUCCGGAAGAGAAGAUGAACGAUCUUCGAGGGAUUGACGCGACCUUGUAUACGAGAUUCCUCCGCGGCUGCUGUUGGUUCACUCUCGCUCAGACUUUGACGACGUUACCGAUUCUACUUCCUAUCCAUGUCAUCUUCUCGGAUGGCUCUGUCUCACCGAAGUCCAUGACCCGCGCGUCUAUAUCCUCUCUGGUCGGCACUGCCAAAGGGCUGUCCUUGCUAUGGAUCCACCUGCUGCUUUUGGUAUGGAUUACUAUAAGUUGGUUCUGUGUCCUGAUUUGGUUAUGUCGGGGCGAAUUCCACCUUCGUGUGCAGAGAAUCUUGGCGGCGGCAGACCGAGCAAAUUCUACCGAAGCAGAACAAGGAGAGAGCCUGUCACAAUAUACCCACCCACAUCCUCAAUACCCCUUCGUCAUGACGCAAAGGAACCAUUGUGACAAGUCAAAUCGUGGAAUAAGAAUGAGGACCGUUAUGGUCACCAACAUCCCUCCGGCCUUACGUUUAGAGAAAGAGCUGAAGGAGUACUUUGAAUACUAUCUCUCACGUCACGUUUCCAAGCCAGGUAUCGGCGUCACAAGCACUACUCAGCCUGGCUUCCUCAACAAGACGUUUGCUUUUUUACUGAUAAAGCUUACACAUAUACCCAUUCACCUCCAUCAUCCUCGUCCUCGCCUGCAUUAUACGCGUUCCGCCGAUCAUCAACAGCCUAUUACUUCUGUUGGGGUCAAGCCUGGUUCACUAGACCCGCCUACGAUCGAUCGCGUUGUCCUCGUACGAAGAAUGACUGAACUAUCUUCAUUAUUCGAACGACGCGAAGAGGUGUUACGCCUUCUCGAGACGGCUCACAUCAAACUAGCCAGGAAUGUGCUGAGUGCUGUAGGGCAGGCCAACGUCCAUAUCCCAGUUAGCACCGACUCUAGCGGGCCAGAUAUAUCUGCUGGGGAGGAUCGAAUACAGCUGCUGGUCAGGACGCUCCGACCAUUCCUAACCCAAGCAGAGGACAUAGGUCCUGAACCUCUCCCGGCUCUGAGGCGACUGACACUUUCUUCAUCCUGGCGGGAAAAUCAAAUGGACUUGCGUGUAUCCGAAGACCCACCUCCGCCUUCGAACGUUGAUGCAGAUACUGUCUGGGACGCCCUUCUCAGUCUCCCUCGCAGUAGCCUGGAUGCAUACCAGCCCCUUAUCCAUCUGUCGUCUCUGUUUCGCGGUAGGACUGUCCCUUCGAUCGACUAUUACACAGCAAAACUCGAGGUUUUGACUUCGCUCAUUACUGAGAAACGUGCGAUCCUGACAGACGACUAUGAGCCUAUGUCGACUGCCUUUGUUACUUUCAUCGAUCCAGCUGAUGCGAGACGAGCAUGCAAGUCCCUCGCUGUGCAUCCAGCCAACCCCCUGCAGUGUCUCGUGACUAUGGCACCCUCGUACGAGGACCUGGAUUGGACGCGACUGAUGAAGCCAACGUUCCGAGUUGAGUUCGUCAAAGAUUGGCUAGUAAAUAUAGGAGUAUGGGGAUUCACUAUUUCCUGGGUUUUCCCUGUGUCUAUCCUUGUUGGUCUGGUAUCCAUACAGAACAUCAGCAGCUUCUGGCCUCAGUUGAGUACGUAUCUUGACAAGCACCCGUGGGAAGAAGAGGUGUUGCAAUCAUUCGUACCGACGGUGCUAGUUUCCCUUUUGUCUCUCCUGAUUCCUUUAUUAUUGCUACUCAUUGCGAAGAAAGCGCAUACGAUAGCUACUCUGUCCACCCUACACGACCGAAUCAUGACUCGGUACUACAAAUUCCUCAUCGUCAACGUUCUGAUUUUCUUCUGCGUUGGAACGGCGACCUUGCAGUCAUUCCUUGUGUCCCUCAGCUCUACAUCGGGCCUGCAAGUGAUACAGAUUGUGGCGGAUAGCUUCCCAACCGCAGGACCAUUCUACGUUGGAUGGCUGAUUUUCACUACUGCAAUGCAUGGAGGAAUCGAACUCGCACUAUUUGGACUCCCUCUGCUGUUAUAUCCGUCUACGAAACGGCAGGUGACCCCUCGCAAACGGGCCAUCGGCAUACGCCCGCGUACCUUCAACUAUUAUUACUGGCUACCGAACCAUGUUCUAGUUGUACAUGUGGUGCUAGUCUUUGCGGUUCUCAACCCUCUGGUGAUCCCGUUCAGCUUCGUCUAUUACUGCGUUGAAGCUACGGUCAUUCGGAAUCAGCUCUUGCAUGUGUAUGCGAAGAACUACGAGGGCAACGGGCAAAGGAUCUUGAUCAGGAUUAUCCGAUACUCUUGCGACGGGCUAAUCUUGGCACAGGUUGUUUUCUUAGCCUACAUGGUCGUCCUCAAGAAAACAGUUAAUAUCGCAGUAUCGGCCGUCCUCGUUGUGCUGACAGCCGGUGGCAAGCUGCUCUUGACCAGACUGUGCAGAACCAAAUUCGAGCGCGAUGAUCUCCUCGAGGCACAGAUUAUCUGUGGAAUGGGGAACGCCACCGAGGCGCUACUCGAUGAAGUGCAGCCCAUCGAAAAUAACGCUGCUGAGGCAGAUCCACUGAAGAGGACUCAGCAGCGGAAAGGCUCGCAUACAUUGCCCGCGCGUGUUCACCCGACUCGUUUUCCUGACAGGAUCGAUGACGGCUAUGCGACAAUUCCGAGACGGCCAUACCAUAGGACACGCAGAGGGUCUAUUCCUUUUGGGCCUUCGCAAUUUGAUCUUAUGGAGGACGUUCAGGAGGUCAAGGCCGUCAGUGGCAGUUCUCCCAUCAUUGACGACGGUAGAGAAUACGGAUUUAACGGGAAGGCCGAUGUUCUCGUUUCCGAGCGGGCUCUGACAUCCAAACCUGUGACGCCACAUCCUCCGCAUCCUGCAUGGGACGACGAGUCCUCUCCGGACGUUCCAUACGAUAAUCCUUAUUACAUCCGGCCGAUUCACGACGAGCUGUGGCUGCCGCGUGAUCCGCUCGGCCCGCUCGACCUCGAUGACACGGUCAACGUCCACCUGUGCUUGACGACGCAGCCCGGGUCCGGCAGGCUCGGCGCAUGGCGGGAGGACGAGUAUAUCGCUUCGGGCGUCUCGUCCAUUCUGAUCAGUCGAGGGAGCGCAGGUGGAACCGGUGUUCGUGCCUAUAACGCCAUGGCUCCGUUAAGACGACUCAAUGGCAAUGAGAAGAUCGAGUUGCCGCCGGAGAUCGAGUCUCGUUUGCAGACGUUGGACAGAGAGGGCGAUGCGGAAGUGGGCAUGGCUUCUUGGCCGCCUCAUAGGCAGCAUGGAUGGCGACAGUGGAGCAGCAGUGGUCGCUAUUCGUCGCUGGAGCUCGGCUUGGGGGACCCCAUUGUGCCGGGUCGGAAUGCAUCGCGAGGCCUGAGGUCGACUCUCCGGCAUGGUCUCCCAUCCUCUUUCUUUACGUUCCCUCGUCAUUUGCGCCAGGUUCGCUUUGAUUCUGCGGAAGAGGAGAUGGACACGCGGCAAGGAGGGCAUCUGGCUCCUGCCGUUCCUGAUGGGUUGCCAGUCACGGAUGCCGGAAUGAGCGCUGUUGGCGGAGUUGUCUCCCUUCGGGAGGCGGUGGUCGGUGAGGUUAUUGUUGAGGAGGAGGCGAUGCAGGAUCGCCUGAGGUACGAAGAGGCUGAAGAAGAGAGGAUAGAAGAACCGCGUUCGUGGUGGGCAUCUUGGGUAUUCGCCGGCGGGCAGUGAACAUUUUGUUCCGGUCCUAGUCUUUUUCUCCUAGAUACUGUUUCCGGGACUUUUGCGAGGAUAUGUGCAAACGAUCACUGUAAAUUCAUCCGAUGUCUCCUACGUAUCGCUCUGACAUCAGGCUCCCGAAGUAUAACUGCCCUCGCGUGUAUCAUACAACAUCCCAUUGUCCGCGAAUGUCCCAGUGAACCC
Laetiporus sulphureus 93-53 is the source of this 4228-nucleotide messenger RNA. RefSeq lists its product as uncharacterized. Gene Ontology annotation, molecular function: calcium-activated cation channel activity. NCBI's taxonomy places the organism in Eukaryota, Fungi, Basidiomycota, Agaricomycetes, Polyporales, Laetiporaceae. The record is from RefSeq and is a predicted model, not a curated record. The coding region runs from base 110 to 4036 and encodes 1308 amino acids. The transcript has 17 exons. Gene Ontology annotation, cellular component: plasma membrane.